Molecule: messenger RNA, 1023 nt
Organism: Glarea lozoyensis ATCC 20868
Lineage: Eukaryota; Fungi; Ascomycota; Leotiomycetes; Helotiales; Helotiaceae
Exons: 1
Coding region: 1-1023 (340 amino acids)
Source: RefSeq, a predicted model, not a curated record
AUGGAAUAUCUUUCGAGUGAAGCGACUGUGACGCCCACCAAGCCAGUUCCAUUUAGUCCUGAGAACUCUUUAUUUCGCCUUCCCAACGCAAAAGAGAAAGCUAAGAGAAACGAUGCCUAUACGAAGGAAGCAACAGACUGUAUCGUGUUACCAGCUCAAUUCUACUCUAGCGGCACGCUACAGAGCUUAACUCUCGAGCAUGGCGUAGACGCUUUCUUAGCUAUCGAAAUAGACGUAUCCCGUCUGAACCAGAUCCACCAGCAUCUCUGGAUGGUGGGCCAAGCAGGUCCUGGUCGGCCGCUUCACCAACAUAUCGUCUAUGGCCGGAAGAUUGCUUGUACAGAACAGACUGACCUCCACCUGCUUUGGGAGGAUUCAAGGCUUUUCGUCAAACCUUGCCCCGAUUACCUCUUAUCAUAUGGGUUCUGGGAACGUCAUUUAUGCCAUAAAUCCGAGCUAUGGGGGACUGCUGUCGGGCUCCUCCUGUCAUACACAUGGCUCGUUCAACACCGGUCUGAUUUGAGAAUUGCCCAUGCUGAAGGCAUCCUGCCGGAGUCAAUAACGUGGGAGCGCUGGACGGCCUUUACAGCCUCUUUGGCCCAAACGAUGGAAGCCGAAGGUGUUGACAAUAUCAACCCGCGAUUUCGAUACGGGAAUUUACGACUCUCGCGUGUCAACUGGAUAUAUCGUAUAUCCGCUCGAUCACGUACAGGCCACGCCCUUAUCAAUGGCUUCUUCAAUAUUUAUCCCAGCUACACUAGCUUUCUUGCCCGCAACACCGCACCUAUUACUGUCGCGGCUGUAUACCUUGCUUUGAUUCUGACUGCGAUGCAGGUGGGACUGGCUACGCAUCGUUUAGGGGAAAGCCAGACUUUUCAAAAUGUGUCGCUGUUCGCCACUUUACUUGCCAUUAUCGGUCCAUUGAGUAUAUUAGUGGUGCUGGUGGUAUUUGUCAUGAGCUAUAUAUUUGUUUGGAAUUUGUUUCGUACGAUGUUGCAGCAGAGGGGAUGGAAGGUGAAAUGA